ACAAAGAUGAUGCAUCUAUCUUGGUUUUCCUCAAGAAAAUACUUGGUCCAUCGCUCUUGUGGUUCAGGGUAGUUGUGGCAAAUUUAAAUCUACAGAUCAGUAUUUGAGGGCAAAAUACAAAGUAGCAAGGUUUUGACCAAUUGGGAGUCCGGAGCUAUCCGUGUAGGUUGGUAAUUGGAAUUUUAAGCCUGGUGUUUCAGUUCUGGGCUCUGAGCACAGCACGGUGUGCUCGUACCUGGUGUCAGUUUGCAGGUGUGUCGGGUCAACCUGAGUCAUCGGUCCCCCGAUUGCCUUGGAAAUGAUAAGGACUGAGUUUGUUUUUUUUUUUUUCUAACCUCCACGAGGCCAAGUAUAUAGACUCAGAUUCUAGGGAAGUGUGUUUUCUGCCAGGUGUAAACAAAUUUACACCUGCAGCACAAGUCGCGCGGCUUCUUCAGAAAGAGAGAGAGCCGUGGUGCUAACGCGGUAUUCUUCUUGGAAACUUUUGUGUUGGAACGUGCGCAGUUCAACAGCCAGAUCCGAACCAGCCAAAGCCGGAGGGCGCCCAGAUGCUGGCCAUGCGCGGGGAGCAGCUGGGCGUGGUCACCAAUUGGCCUCCGUCCCUGGAGGCCGCGCUGCAGCGGUGGGGGACCAUCUCCCCGAAGGCGCCGUGCCUGACCACCAUGGACACCAACGGGAAGCCCCUGUACAUCCUCACUUACGGCAAACUGUGGACAAGAAGCAUGAAGGUUGCUUACAACAUUCUGCACAAAUUAGGUACAAAGCAAGAGCCUAUGGUACGGCCUGGAGACAGGGUGGCACUGGUGUUCCCGAACAACGACCCCGCGGCCUUCAUGGUGGCCUUCUACGGCUGCCUGCUGGCGGAAGUGGUGCCCGUGCCCAUCGAAGUGCCGCUCACGAGAAAGGACGCGGGCAGCCAGCAGAUCGGGUUCCUGCUGGGCAGCUGCGGGGUCACCGUGGCCCUGACGAGGCGGUCACCCCCUCUCAAGGCCCCCUGUCUCCUGCAGUACAAGACCUGCAAGGACGGCAGCGUGCUGGGCGUGACGGUGACCAGGAUCGCGCUGCUGACCCACUGCCAAGCCCUGACCCAGGCGUGCGGCUACACGGAAGCGGAGACCAUCGUGAACGUGCUGGACUUCAAGAAGGACGUGGGGCUCUGGCACGGGAUUCUGACGCAAGGCCACGUGGAAGACUGA
Messenger RNA from Microcebus murinus (gray mouse lemur), 1196 nucleotides. The record is from RefSeq and is a predicted model, not a curated record. Lineage: Eukaryota; Metazoa; Chordata; Mammalia; Primates; Cheirogaleidae.